This is a messenger RNA of Eutrema salsugineum, 1437 nucleotides long. RefSeq lists its product as uncharacterized. The coding region runs from base 1 to 1437 and encodes 478 amino acids. The record is from RefSeq and is a predicted model, not a curated record. NCBI's taxonomy places the organism in Eukaryota, Viridiplantae, Streptophyta, Magnoliopsida, Brassicales, Brassicaceae. The transcript is spliced from 3 exons. Gene Ontology annotation, molecular function: zinc ion binding.
AUGAGGUUUCUAGGCCGUCUAUAUAAGGACUUCGUCGGCGGUGUUGGCCCAAAAGUCUUACCAAAUCACGUCGCCGAAGCUCUGACCAAACGAUAUAGUAUAAAGGUUGACUAUUGGAAAGCACAUCGGGCCCUAAAGUAUGCUCGAGAACUAGUAUCAGGGACGUCUGAAAGUGGUUAUGAAGAUCUGCCUUCAUACUUAUAUAUGAUUCGGCGAGCAAAUCCGGGUACACUAAUCAAGCUAGAAGUUGAUGAGGAAGAUAGAUUCAAAUUUAUGUUCCUCUCAUUUGGCGCAAGCAUACAGGGGUUUCCUUUCAUGAGGAAAGUGGUAGUGGUCGACGGUACGUUUUUACAUGGAAAAUACAAAGGUACCCUACUACUCGCCACCACGCAAGAUGGAAACUUCAACAUUUUUCCCGUAGCCUUUGCUGUUGUUGAUACUGAGAACGAUGAGUCUUGGGAAUGGUUUUUUACACAACUACACCGUGUUAUUCCUGAUGAUGAAGGACUUGCCAUUAUUUCUGAUAGGCAUAAAUCCAUAGGAAAUGCUAUAGGGAAGGUUUAUCCUCUUGCUAGUCGGGGUAUUUGUACAUAUCAUCUCCAUAAGAACAUUAUGGUGAAAUUCAGAGGCGCUGAAACAUUCAAGCUUGUUAAGAAGGCUGCCACUGCUUAUAGACUUCUCGAGUUCAAUGCCCUUUUUGCUCAGAUUCAAGAGGCAAAUCCUGCACUGCAUGCAUACUUGGUGAAGGCAGAUAUUUGUAUGUGGAGUCGUGUACACUUCCAAGGUGAUAGGUACAAUUUCACCACUAGCAACAUAGCGGAGUCAUUAAACAAGGUGCUAUCUGCUGCAAGAGGUAAGCCUAUCGUAGGACUAGUGGAUGAUAUAAGGAGUCUCCUGACCAGGUGGUUUGCUAAAAGACGUGUGAAUGCCAAUAACAUGGCUACCACUCUAACAACGGGCGUUGAAAAGUUGCUGGAGGCUAGAGUUGAAGAUGCUAAACUCUUACCUGUGCAAGAGAUUGAUCAGCAUCGUGCAGAGGUUUUAGGCACAACAUCUGCACAUGUUGUCAAUUUAACGGAGAAAACAUGUACUUGUCGACGGUUUGAUUUGGAUAAAAUUCCUUGCGUACAUGCCAUAGCCGCCGCCGAUAGGAGGAAGUUGUCGCCGAUCUCUCUUUGCCAUCAUUACUACCACACUAGUUACUUGCAACAAGCGUAUGCUGUUAGUGUGAUGCCAAGAGACGUAGCACUCCCUGUGCCAGAUGAAGUAGCAACCAAAAUUUGUCUCCCGCCUGAUGUUCGCAACCGACCCGGCAGGCCAAAGAAAAUUCGGAUUAAGGGUGCGUUCGAGGCCGCCAUGGCGAGUAAACGUCCUCGGAAGCCCAAAUGUGGUAACUGUGGCCAAGGCGGACAUAAUCGCCUAACUUGUCGAGCUUAG